This is a messenger RNA of Dinoponera quadriceps, 2211 nucleotides long. RefSeq names its product kielin/chordin-like protein (gene cmpy). Gene Ontology annotation, molecular function: protein binding; serine-type endopeptidase inhibitor activity. The transcript has 8 exons. Lineage: Eukaryota; Metazoa; Arthropoda; Insecta; Hymenoptera; Formicidae. The record is from RefSeq and is a predicted model, not a curated record. The annotation marks the transcript as partial.
GCACGUUGUUCGGCGAGUCGCGGAGCGAUCGGGAGCAGGUGGGCGAAGGAAAAGAAUCGAGACGCAGCAACGGCUGGAAGGACGAGAGGGCCGCGGAGAGCGCGCGGAUCGCCAGCUGGACAGAUUGGAGCACCGACACAUCUGGAGCCGUGCACCGAGGCGCCAAGUGCCCGCAGGACAGUGUGCCGAACGAGAGCGGCGGUUGCAAAUGCGCGGAUUGUUCGGUCCGUAAGUGCCGGCCGGGUCAACGACCGGUGGCGGAGAAGGGGGCAUUUUCCGGCAUCCCCGGCGACUGCUGUCCGAACUACAACUGCGUACCCUCAGAUCAUCACCGUGCCGAGGCAACCUGUCCGGAGGACAGUGUCCUGACGGAUGACGGUGUCUGCAAAUGCGUGCCGACGUGUCCGCCGCCGAAAUGUCGACUUGAUCAACGGCCGGUCGAGGUGCGGGCGGCCAAGCCCGAGACACCCGGUAGCUGCUGUCCUCUUCACGACUGCAGAGCCCUAGAUCCGAUUUCCUGGGCGAAGCCGGAGGAGAAGCCGCAGAACUGCCUGCACGAGGGCGUCUCGAGGAAACUCGGCGAGGAGUGGAAGCAGAGCGACUGCAUCACUUGCACUUGCAACGAGGACGGCACCGCGUCCUGCCAGACUACCAUGUGCAAGUCCUGCGAGAACGCGAUACCGCCCGACCCCGGCGAGUGCUGUCCCCAUUGCCCGCCGCCGACGAACGCGACCGUCUUCGGUCGCUUCGACGAGUCCUGCAAGACGUCCUUGGACGACUGCAAGAUGAAGUGUUACCACGGCUUCCGCACGGACAAGAAUAACUGCCCGAUGUGCGAGUGCGCCGACGAUCUGGAGGUCGAGACCGCGCCGGAUGUGCUGCCCGAGGAUUAUAAAGUUUGCCCGGAGCUGCCGCAUUGUGGACUCAACUGCGACCUCGUCAAGGACGAGGACGGCUGCUCGGUGUGCGCAUGUCAGACGCGUUAUCCUACGAACGAUACCGGCCUGACGACGAGCGGCAACGACAAACGACGGGUCUGUCCGGAGGUCAAGUGCGACCUCCAUUGCGAACGUGGCCUCGUCAUGGACGAGAACGACUGCACCUUCUGCGAGUGCAAGCCACCCACCGCCGGCUGCCCGCCGCUCGUCGGAUGCAGGAAGCGCUGUAGCUUCGGCUACAAGACGAACAAGCGCGGCUGUCCGAUUUGCCGCUGUCGCGCUUCGUGCAUGGACCAUUUGAACGAGACCCACGCGGAGGGAUCGACCUGGUACCCAAACAGCUGCACCACGUGCACUUGUGAGACCGGCGGCAGGCUCAAUUGCAAGGAGACCAUCUGCUCGGUCGCCUGCAGUAAUCCACUGCCGCCGAAACCGGGCACUUGUUGCCCCAUGUGCCCGAUUACGACGACCACGAAGGAGAACGAGAGCAGCGGCGGCCAGUCCGCGCGGGGCUGGGGCACCGUGCCGAUCACCCUGAUCGUCGUGCUCGCGCUGCUCUGCCUGCUGCUGAUCAUCCACAUCGUGCGCAGCCGAUUCCGCGGCCGUCUGUCGCCGUCGGAAGCGUCGUACGCGUCGUACCCGCCGCAGUAUUACAAGUGCGUGCCCGCGUACGACACUCCGGUGCAUCGGAACGAGAAGAUCGUACCUCUGUAAAAGACUGGUGGUGCUGAGCAAAAAAAGAAGAAGCCCAAAGAGAGCGGGCCGCCCGGGCGGUAAUCGCGACGACUCUCUCGACGACGCGCGCGCGACGGACCACCGGCAUCAUCACCACCGUCGAGAAACGAACGAACGGUUCGCCAGACUAUUUUAUACGCGAUCGCCGAUCCACACCCGGCGAUCUAAAACUACCCUCGCGACGUCCGUGCUCAUCACACACGCGAUUUAUUAAUUCUUAAACGAUGCGUUCGAAAGUGGCCCCGAUCCUGCGAGGAAUCGCGAGUAUCUUGAGUGUGCGCGCAUGUGUACAGAAUUACUCGUCGUCCGCAUUACCAGCUACGAGGAAACGUUUAAGAGUUAAUAACAGCGGAUGAUUUACAGUCCGCCGAUUGCUUCGCGCGGAGAGAACGGCUGCCAUCAGCGCGACACGCGCGCGCGUAAAAACGCGCGUUAACGUGUCUCGCUAGUUCAAGCGACGAACAAUGCGGACGCGCGAGCGCGGAACCGAGCGUCGCAUUACGACACGCGCGCGCGAUAUGAGAGCCUUCUCUCUCUC